Molecule: messenger RNA, 2059 nt
Organism: Paramacrobiotus metropolitanus
Lineage: Eukaryota; Metazoa; Tardigrada; Eutardigrada; Parachela; Macrobiotidae
Exons: 6
Coding region: 160-1479 (439 amino acids)
Biological process (GO): proteolysis
Molecular function (GO): metalloendopeptidase activity; zinc ion binding
Source: RefSeq, a predicted model, not a curated record
ACGGCCAGUUGAAAUUCUGCAGUUUUAAAUGUGUGUUGUGGAAGGGUUUUUUAGCUGGUCCUUAUUUUACGAAUAAUUACAUAGUGAGGAUCACUAGAACACGAACGAGAUUUUGUUAAUUAUUGUGAGCUUGGAGGGAUUGUACCGGUCAAGCGAAAGAUGUUGUGGUACGUUGCCGGCAUCGUUCUGUGUGCGCGCGCGGUAUUGUCGAUGGUCAUCAGCUUCCCGCCUUACGCAGCAUUACGCGAGGGAACUAGUACGUUCGGAGCGCAAAGCUUGGAUGAUCGCUACUAUUCAUGGAGAGAUCCCAGAAAUAUUUUAUACUAUAUUGAUGAUUCUUACAAUGAAGGCGAAGCAGUGAUGUUACACGGCGCGAUGAUGUCGGUGGCGGAUAAUACGAAUCAAUGUUUGCACUUCCGUGAGUACGAUCCCGAUACGGAUGCCGGAAAAGAUUUUUUAUACAUCUCCAAAACGCUGAAUGAUGGCACCACACCGCCCACCUGUGUGACGUUUCUGGGUCGCGUGAACCGCGCGGCGGGUCAUGGCCAGAAGCUGGUGAUCCACAACGGCGAGAACGGAUGUAUGGGAUCGUUGCGGGAUCUGAUGCGUAUCAUAGUGAAUGCACUGGGACUGCGCAAUGAGUAUCGUCGGCCCGACCGCGAUCAGUACAUUGAUGUCUACCCGGAUAACUUAGCUCCUGGUUUAAAAGGUAGCUCAUUACUGGAUGUGUAUAAUGAAUCGGAUGCCUAUUACGGUAACUUCCCGUUUGAUUAUUUCUCCAUCACGAUGCCCUCCGUGACUAAGUACGCGGCCGACAACGCCGUCAUCUACAGUCUACCGGGAAAUGGUACCAUUGCUUACGUGGAACAUCUCAGUCGGGAUGACUGCAUGGGAUUGGCUUGGAUGUACGGCUGCGACGCACAAAAUUGCACAGAUCCGUACCAAGAUGUGGAUGUGAAUUUUUCGCCGCCUAAAACUUCGGACGAGCGCAACGUCAGCUAUGUACUCCUGGCACCGGCGGAUACAGUGACCACCCUGACCCCACCAUCCGGAAAAGACGACAAUAUGUUCCACGUCAUGGCCCUGGACAAGAAGACUUCCAAUAUCCUCGGCAAACAGAUGGGUUUGUCGGGUGACGCCAUGAGUGGACAAGUGAAUGUGACCUUUGUCACGACCGGGAAAAACAGUAGUGCCGAUCAGAAUAGCUUUGUGCUCAACAGUCAGUCAUCGGUGGCCGGUGUCCAGCCACAAUCCGGCUCAGCGGUGACACUCAAUUUGAAGAACGUGUCGAACGCUACGGCGUUGAUUGGUAUUUAUGCACCGACAGGAUAUAAAGGCGAAGUAGCGUCGCCGGCCAACAGUUCGGCUUUGGUGGUUAAUUUAAGCAGCACGGAUCUGUUGACGACGCCAUCGACAACUCUGGCCGCCCCGACACAGGCCACUACCGUCAGUUCCUUUUCCCAGCCGCUUCUUCCCUGAUUUCUUUCACUAUUUGGAACAAUUAGUGCAUUGGUAAAAUUACAUACUCAAGCGCGAAUCGUGCAUUGCAGUACAGCGUUAAACUCUCUAAGACAGCGAUUAAAUACUAUCGACUAAAAUAUUCUAAUGAUGUAUACGUAUUUUGUCUAUAUUUUACAAGCGGAUGCGAACUUUAAUUACUCGUACGUUAACAUGGUGCAGCAAAUAAACCCAUCGCCAGCGCAACGUCCUUGUGCAAGUGAAUGCUUAGCAUUUAAAUAACCGUUAUGGUAGUAACAGCGCUAGUUAUUAAAAUUUUUAACAACUAACAAGAGAACUUUGACUGCAUAGAUAUUUUGCAUGCAAUAUAUAUGGCGGACGUUUAUAGCGAAUCUGUUUAACUAUAUAGCCCAAAAUAACAAAUCAUUAUAUUAAUGUGCACAUGGGAAUGAAAAAGAAACGACGGCUCUGUAUGGUGCGUAAACUGAAUCAAAUGACAGGCGGUAUAUAAAUAUUGCAUUGCGAGGUGCUAUGUGCUGCACUGAGGAGAACUAUCCCAGCGAUGUAAACGGUGCAUGACCUUUAAAUUGCUUAUUUAUCC